GAUAGUUUUUUCCGGUCUCUACUCUCAGAUUUACAGUACUUUAAAAAGUUUACUUUUAUCUCUGGUUUACUUUUGUUUAGUUUGAUAGAUAAUAACAUAUUUGUGUGUGAUUAAAGUGUUUUUGUUUGUAGUUUAUCUCUGAUUUCUUGUAGGACUAAAAUUAUAAAUUGAAGACAAUAAUGAAGAACUUAUUGGACGUGAUGACAAUUCAAAAGCGGUCUGAAGCCAAUAAAUGCGAAAUAAAAGCAGAUUAUCGCAAAGUUGAUAAGCCUGGUGUUGUGCCACGUUUCCUAUUUGAAUGCGCUAUUAAACUACAAAUUAAGCCACUGACCUCAGCAAGUGCAGCUAUAAUUUUCCAUCGUUUCUUUAAAGAAGUAUCGAGCACCGAUUAUGAUGAAUAUCUUAUUGCUGCUUCCGCAUUAUACUUAGCAGGAAAAAUUAAGGACGAUCCUGUCAAAAUUCGUGAUGUUAUUAAUGUUACACAUAAUACUUUGAAUCGUGGAGUUCCACCACUAGAAUUGGGAGAUGAAUAUUGGUCAAUACGCGAUGCCAUAGUCCAGGCCGAGUUGCUACUCGCUCGCACUUUAAAGUUUGAUUUGAAUAUUGAACAUCCACACAAGUAUUUGCUUUACUAUAUGAAAACGCUACAAUCUUGGUUAGGUCCUACUAUUUGGUCAUCAGUACCGAUAGCAAAGUCAGCAGCCUCUUUUCUUCAAGAUUUCCAUCACAGCUCGAAAAUCCUUAACCACAAACAAUCGCAUGUUGCUAUAUGCUGUUUAUCUUUGGCAUUGCAAUCGUAUGGUGUCCAGGUCCCACUUGCCGAUGAAUCUGAUGAAGCUUCCAUGUGGUAUACGCCAUUUGUAAGUGAUUUAACAAAAGAAAAACACUGGGAAAUAAUUGAAGAUAUAAUAGAGACUUAUAAGCAAGAAAGCGAUAUUAAUUCCGUUUAAAUGAAAUUCUAUACUGAAUUUAUUUCUUAUAAGCGUAGAUACCUACGUUCAAGUAAUAUGUAAAACUUGUGAUAAGGAAAUUUUUCAAGCUAUAAAAGUGGCUAUGGUUUAUUUCUGCCUUGUAUUUUAGUUCAUAUUCAUUGAAACCGAAUUCCUUAGAGAUUUAAAACAUACCUGCAUACUGAUCAUAUUUAUUUAUGUAUCUCGAUAAUAAUAUGUUAGUUUGAUUAAAUAAAUUUUUAUUAUUUUUAAAAUUGCUUAAU
Molecule: messenger RNA, 1213 nt
Organism: Zeugodacus cucurbitae (melon fly)
Lineage: Eukaryota; Metazoa; Arthropoda; Insecta; Diptera; Tephritidae
Gene: koko
Product: cyclin-Q
Exons: 6
Coding region: 180-950 (256 amino acids)
Biological process (GO): regulation of transcription by RNA polymerase II
Cellular component (GO): nucleus
Molecular function (GO): cyclin-dependent protein serine/threonine kinase regulator activity
Source: RefSeq, a predicted model, not a curated record